Molecule: messenger RNA, 2118 nt
Organism: Staurois parvus
Lineage: Eukaryota; Metazoa; Chordata; Amphibia; Anura; Ranidae
Source: the annotation of a GenBank genome assembly
AUGACUCGGUUAGGGUUUUUGCGGCUGUCCUAUGAGAAACAGGACACUCUCCUCAAACUCCUCAUCCUGUCCAUGGCUGCAAUUCUCUCUUUUUCAACCAGGUUAUUCUCCGUGUUGAGGUUUGAAAGUGUCAUCCAUGAGUUUGAUCCGUACUUUAACUACCGGACCACAAGGUUUCUGGCAGAGGAAGGCUUUUACAAGUUCCAUAACUGGUUCGAUGACCGUGCCUGGUAUCCGCUAGGGAGGAUUAUAGGGGGAACGAUCUAUCCAGGUUUGAUGAUCACAUCAGCAGCAUUUUACCACAUUCUGCACUUCUUUCACAUCACCAUCGACAUUCGAAAUGUAUGUGUGUUCCUGGCUCCUCUCUUCUCCUCCUUCACCACCAUUGUUACCUACCACCUCACCAAAGAGCUAAAGGAUGCUGGUGCUGGUCUGUUAGCAGCAGCAAUGAUCGCUGUCGUUCCAGGCUACAUCUCCCGUUCUGUGGCUGGAUCGUAUGAUAAUGAAGGUAUAGCCAUUUUCUGCAUGCUUCUGACAUACUACAUGUGGAUCAAGGCCGUGAAGACUGGCUCCAUCUACUGGGCAACCAUGUGUGCCCUGGCCUAUUUUUACAUGGUUUCGUCCUGGGGAGGUUAUGUGUUUUUGAUCAAUCUGAUCCCCCUUCACGUCCUUGUCCUGAUGCUGACUGGCCGCUUCUCCCAUCGGAUCUAUGUAGCGUACUGCACUGUGUACUGUCUGGGCACCAUCCUGUCUAUGCAGAUUUCCUUUGUUGGAUUCCAGCCUGUCCUGUCCUCUGAGCACAUGGCGGCUCUGGGUGUGUUUGGAUUGUGUCAGAUCCAUGCAUUUGUGGAUUACUUGAGGAGCAAACUGAACCCCCAGCAAUUCGAGAUCCUCUUCAGGAGUGUCAUCUCACUGGUGGGAUUUAUCCUGCUGACUGGAGGGGCCGUUCUCAUGCUGACAGGUAAAAUCUCUCCGUGGACUGGCCGUUUUUAUUCCCUCCUGGAUCCGUCUUACGCCAAGAACAAUAUUCCUAUCAUUGCGUCCGUUUCGGAACAUCAGCCAACCACCUGGUCCUCUUACUACUUUGACCUGCAGCUCCUUGUGUUCAUGUUUCCAGUGGGUCUGUAUUACUGCUUCAGUAAUCUGUCUGAUGCCAGAAUAUUCAUCAUCAUGUAUGGUGUCACCAGUAUGUACUUCUCCGCUGUCAUGGUGCGUCUGAUGCUGGUGUUGGCCCCAGUUAUGUGUAUUCUGUCCGGUAUUGGGGUAUCUCAGGUGUUGUCUACGUAUAUGAAGAACCUUGAUAUAAGCCGUCCUGAUAAGAAAACAAAAAAACAACAAGAUUCAACGUAUCCAAUUAAGAAUGAGGUUGCCAGUGGUAUGAUCAUGGUCAUGGCUUUCUUCCUGGUCACCUACACAUUCCAUUCCACUUGGGUCACCAGCGAAGCGUAUUCUUCCCCUUCUAUCGUGUUGUCUGCACGUGGCGGGGACGGGAGCCGGAUUAUCUUUGAUGAUUUCAGAGAAGCCUACUAUUGGCUGCGACACAACACGCCAGAGGAUGCUAAAGUCAUGUCAUGGUGGGAUUACGGGUACCAGAUUACAGCGAUGGCCAAUCGAACAAUUCUAGUGGACAAUAACACUUGGAAUAACACGCACAUUUCCAGAGUGGGCCAGGCAAUGGCAUCCACAGAAGAAAAAGCCUAUGAGAUUAUGAGGGAGCUGGAUGUCAGUUAUGUCCUUGUUAUAUUUGGAGGCCUUACCGGAUAUUCUUCAGAUGAUAUCAACAAAUUUUUGUGGAUGGUGAGAAUCGGUGGCAGCACAGACACGGGAAGACACAUCAAAGAACAUGAUUACUACACACCGACAGGGGAGUUCCGCGUGGACCGGGAAGGCUCCCCAGUUCUUCUUAAUUGCCUUAUGUACAAGAUGUGCUAUUAUCGCUUUGGCCAAGUCUACACAGAAGCCAAGAGACCUCCAGGAUAUGAUCGGGUGAGAAAUGCUGAGAUUGGAAACAAAGACUUUGAGCUCGAUGUUUUGGAGGAAGCCUACACCACUGAGCACUGGCUUGUUAGGAUAUACAAAGUAUGUGUUUUUAUCCUCAAAUUCUCCAGUUAUCUUUAA